Molecule: messenger RNA, 600 nt
Organism: Penicillium brevicompactum
Lineage: Eukaryota; Fungi; Ascomycota; Eurotiomycetes; Eurotiales; Aspergillaceae
Exons: 1
Coding region: 1-600 (199 amino acids)
Source: RefSeq, a predicted model, not a curated record
AUGCCUGAGAAUGUCAGUGUCGAUGCGAUGUACGAGUUCCUGCGAACGAAUUAUCAACCAGAUCCUGGCCCACAGUUUCCGGAACUGCUGAAGACACUCUCGCGUCUUCGACUCGAGAACUUCGCAUCUGUCGAUGACUACGGCCAUAUGUUCGUCACCACUCAGAACGAAAUGGAAACCCUAUGCCCUGGCAGAAUUUCUAAUGUCAUGGUCAACACUCUUUUCCUGGACGGACUGGGGAAGGGCUGGGAGGAAUUUAGAGAGACCAUGAUGGAGGAAGCUUCCGGGACGACUUUGAUCUCCCUGAUUGCCGAUGCCAGAGACUUUGUGAAAUUGUUCAUUAAAGAGGACGAAGCACCGGCCCAGCCAACCAAUACGCGUCGUGGACGGCCAUACUGUGGGCACUGCAACAUGAUUGGGCACGUCCAGAAAGGUUGUUGGCGCAUCGAGGGCAGAUCCGAAGAAGAAAUCAAGGUCAUCUGGCGCACAUUGCAAGAAGAUCGACGCAAGAAGCAGCAAAAGAACGGAGGGCCCCUUGCCCGGCGAGUCACACGACCCCCGAGGACUCGCGGUGCGCCAAACAGAAUUGCGAAAUUCUAA